AACGAGUCCCUGCAACACCAAGGAAUCCUUCAGUUACUGCUGCAUUUUAGGUGGAAGUGGAUUGGAGUUCUUUCUGUGAAAGAUGAAGCAGGAGAAAGGUUUCUACAGGAUGUUCUCCCCAAGUUUUCUGAACACGGAAUCUGCCUUGAUUUUAUGGAAUGGUUCCCAAGCAUAGCUUUUUACAGUGACUUUAUGGAUAUUAUAGAUAAAGAACUUGAAAUAUACAAAGUUUUCAUGAAAAGCACAGCCAAUGUGAUAAUUGUGUAUGGUGAGAUUCAGACUAUGACAAUUUUUACAACGAUUCUCCGUUUUUCAGAAGUGGAAGAUAUACCAGUGAGUACCAAAAUUUGGAUUAUGCCAGCACAAAUGGAUUUUGCAUCAGUAUCUUUUCAUAGAUUGUGGGAUAUAAGUUUGCUCCAUGGUGCUUUAUCUCUCUCCAUUAACUCAAAGGAGGUAUUUGGAUUCCAGGAAUUUCUUCAAAGCAGAAAUCCAACCACAGAACAAAACGAUGGCUUCAUGAGAGAUUUUUGGGAGCAAGUGUUUGAUUGCUCAUUUCCAAACUCUAUAAAGAAUAAAAGAACUGAUAACAUCUGUACUGGAGAGGAGAAACUGGAGACUCUUCCUACUUCUACUUUUGAAAUUAGCAUGAGUGGCCACAGCUAUAAUGUGUACAAUGCUGUCUAUGCUGUGGCGCAUGCUUUGCAGGCAGUGCAUUCCUCUACAUCCAAGCGAAGAAAUUGGAUGGCUUUGGGGAAGCAGAAGUUUCAGGAUCUACAAUCAUGGCAGCUGCACUCUUUUCUGAGACAUGUCUCCUUCAACAAUAGUGUGGGUGAAAAGAUCUCCUUUGACAAAAAUGGAGAAUUUAUUGGAGGAUUUGAUAUUACAAACUGGAUCACUUUUCCAAACCAGUCAUUUCUUAAGGUGAAAGUGGGAAUGAUAGAUCCCUUUGCUCCUCCAGACGAGGCCUUCAAUAUUCAGCUGGGUCCCAUCACUUGGCCAGAAGGUUUUAAUCAGGCACAUCCCCUUUCUUUGUGUAAUGAUCGUUGCCAGAGAGGAUAUAGGAAGACCAAGAAGGAAGGGAAGCCAUUUUGUUGUUAUGAUUGCCUUCCAUGUCCAGAAGGGAAGAUUUCAAAUGAAAUAGAUACAGAUGACUGUUCUCUGUGUCCAGAAGAUCAAUACUCAAACCACAACAAAGAUUCCUGCAUUCCAAAAGUUAUAACUUUCUUAUCGUAUGAAGAACCACUGGGAACAAUUUGUGCUUUACUAUUUAUUGGGAGACCCAAUCAAAUUGUGUGUCUUCUUCGACAACCAGCUUUUAGCAAUAUCUUCUCAGUGGCAGUUUCCUGUUUGUUGGCCAAAACCAUUGUAGUUGUCCUAGCAUUCAUGGACACCAAGCCUGGGUCUAAAAUGAGGAGAUGGGUGGGGAAAAGAAUGGUGAGCUCCAUCGUUCUUUCCUGCUCUCUUGUUCAAGCCACCAUUUGUGCCUCAUGGCUGAUGACGUUCCCACCAUACCCAGACCUUGAAAAGUACUCAGUGUCUCAAGAAAUUGUACUAGAAUGCAAUGAAGGAUCGGUGACCAUGUUUUACUGUGCCUUGGGCUCUAUGGGCUUCUUGGCCAUUGUCAGCUUCUCUGCUGCUUUUUUAGCUAGGAAACUCCCUGACAGUUUCAAUGAAGCCAAAUUCAUCACCUUCAGCAUGUUUGUCUUCUGCAGUGUUUGGUUGUCCUUUGUUCCCAGCUAUUUGAGUACCAAAGGAAAAUACAUGGUGGCUGUGGAGAUCUUCUCCAUCUUAUCCUCCAGUGCUGGCUUAUUGGGUUGUAUCUUUGCCCCCAAAUGUUUUAUCAUCCUGUUCAGACCUGAACUUAACAGCAAACAUUUGCUUAUGAGGAAGUAA
Molecule: messenger RNA, 1893 nt
Organism: Python bivittatus (Burmese python)
Lineage: Eukaryota; Metazoa; Chordata; Lepidosauria; Squamata; Pythonidae
Source: RefSeq, a predicted model, not a curated record